Molecule: messenger RNA, 1525 nt
Organism: Oryctolagus cuniculus (rabbit)
Lineage: Eukaryota; Metazoa; Chordata; Mammalia; Lagomorpha; Leporidae
Gene: PLAAT5
Product: phospholipase A and acyltransferase 5
Biological process (GO): N-acylphosphatidylethanolamine metabolic process
Cellular component (GO): cytoplasm
Molecular function (GO): A2-type glycerophospholipase activity; glycerophospholipid phospholipase A1 activity
Source: RefSeq, a predicted model, not a curated record
GCGCGCCCGCGCCCGCGACUCCGCCGUCCAGGGGCCGCGCCCACGGACCCCUCGCCGGGCGCGUCGUCCUUUGCGAGGCCCGGGGCACGGCGGGGCCGCAGCAGCGGGAUGGGCCUGAGCCCCGCCGCCAGGGCCGAGUACGGGCUCCCCUUCCACAGGGUCCCAGCUUCCCGCCCCAAGCCCGUCUCGAGAACCUCCAGCUCGGAGCCCGAUGACCACCAGCCUGCUCCUGGACGUUCAGCCGAGCCCCAGUCAGAAGAAUCCGUGGGAUGCGAGGCGUUGGUCCAGCUCCUGCCCAGGCAGCCCCAGCAGGACACCUUGGAAGAGACGACAGUCCAGCAGGGGGAGAAGCCUGCAGUCAGCGUGGAGACCACAUCGAGCCAGAAGAGAGCAGAGCUGAAUCCAACACCCAAAGCUGAGAGUGAGGGCAGGUUAACCAAGCAAGCAGCCGAGGGCAAAGCAAGACCCAGACCUGGAGACCUGAUUGAGAUUUUCCGAAUUGGCUACGAGCACUGGGCCAUCUACGUGGAGAAUGACUGUGUGGUCCAUCUGGCCCCACCGAGUAAGGGUGAGGAGUUUGAGGCUGGCAGCAUCACUUCUGUGUUCAGCAACCGGGCCGUGGUGAAAUACAGUCGUCUGGAGGACGUGCUGCACGGCUGCUCCUGGAAGGUCAACAACAAGCUGGACAGGACGUACCUGCCCCUGCCCGUGGACAAGAUCAUCCAGCGCACGAAGCAGAUGGUCAACAAGACAGUGCAGUACAGCCUGAUCGAGGGCAACUGCGAGCACUUCGUCAACGACCUCCGCUACGGCGUGGCCAGGAGCCAGCAGGUUGAACACGCACUGAUGGAAGGAGCGAAGGCUGCAGGCGCGGUGAUCUCAGCUGUGGUGGAUAGCAUGAGGCCCAAAGCAGUGAUCGCUUGAGCAUGCCGGGAACUCGGAGCAGAGGAAGGGCUCCUGACCCUCGCAGAGAGAACAUGCCUCUUUCCCUCCCCUUGCCUUCCUCUCUCCAUGACCUUGUUUAAGAGAAUUGUGAGCUUCCGGAAGAAUCUAGAAUGUAUCCGAUUACCCCUCCAGAAAUACAUCCAAUAUAUGUGACCAGAGACCGGUGGACUCUCAGGAGGGCAAGGACAGCUAUCUACUGUGUACGUAUUACGUGCCAGGCACGGUGCUCUGCCACCCAUCAAUAAGGCCUUGUACGCGCUUGUUUGAUUUUACGUUCUUUGUAGGAAGGGGCCUUGCAUGUUUCUUAGGUUGACGGUGGUCUGCGAUGCUUCAACACCCCCUGAAAUAUCCCGGAGCCUCCACCCGAGCCUUUCCCAUAAUGAAGACCCCUUUCCAGAAUUCUUUGUCUUGCAUGAAAACGUCUCCCGCUUCCUUCCACUCCCCUUAGUCCUGCCCCUUCCAACCCACGGUGUAGUCCAGGGGAGGAGGACUUCCAGGAAUGCUGUGACUCGCCGCCCAGGGCCACCUGUACCUUAAUCUAGGUACACAUUUUCCAAGAAAUAUUUUUUUUAAAACUAUA